AUGACUCGAGUUGUGCAUGUAUUUAAGGGGCAGUGGAGAAAGACCCAGCAUGGGGUUUGGGUGUGCGAUCAGGAUAAUACGGUUCCAACACAUCAAAUACUAGUUGGAACCACUGAUCAGGUUGACUCAGUCAAGAACAUUGUUAGAGGUGUUUUCCAUCUUCCAAUGCAGACACCGCUUCUUCUUACCUUCCAACUUCCUCAAUGGAUGUUAGAGCCCAAUGGAGAAACAUGGCCUCCACACAAGAUCCAAACUAACGCAGACUGGGAUAUGAUGAUGACCAUCCAUGAAGGUGAUGUUGAACCCCACAUAUGCAUGAUCUUUGGUGCAGAAGAAGUGGCUACUUUCCACUUUAGAUGCAGAUCACCUUUUACCAUCGGCACUCUAACUUUCCUAGGCGAGGGUGUGACAGAGGAGGAACACAUGACCCUCGUUUUAGAUAUUAUAAGAGGAAACGAGAUACUCUGCAGUGACCGUAUGCUCAACCACAUAUUUGAUCAGAAUGAAAUGGUUCUACUUUACCGUUUCUCUUUGGAGAUGGAAAAGGCGAAAAACAGCCUAGACCUAAAUUUACGACCAAUGCUCGACACAGACGACCAUAUUGUUCCUAAUAUUGGGAACAAUAAUGUGGACACCCACGUACAAAAUGUACCUGAUGUUGCAAAUCUUGAAGGUGCCACCCACAUCAGUGGACCUAAUGUCCCCUAUGAGGCUUCUCCAACUUUGGUUAAUCAAGCUUUCAACAGUGGACGCGAAAUUCCCCAAGGUGUUCAUCAUACUGGGUGUCAACCACCUUUCUAUACCCCUCCGUGGAACACCAUAAACGCCAGACCAUGGUAUUGGGAAAACUUGAUGUCAUCGAGUUAUGCGAUGGAGCUCCAACGAAUUUAUGGAGUUCGUGGGUCUGAAUAUGUUGGGUACAUAACGAAUGACCUCAAUAUAGGAAACACUAACGCAGCACGACAUAUGCAUGGCUACCCUAUUCAAGAACCUAGAACGAGUUACCUCAUUCCAAUCGAAGUGUCAUCAAUGGCUUCUUCAACAGAGAUGAAAUGCGUUACUGAAAGAUUGGAUGACAUCAGCAGGCCACAAAUCAAGAGGUUCCCCGGUGAAGUUUAUCAGGAAAAAGGUGAGUCAUCAUCUGGGCCAGUAACAACUCAACUAGACGUAGUUGGUAAGGUGGAGGAGGGAAAUUUUCAGGAUAAAAAGGAUAAUGAUGGACCUAAAGAUGCAGGAGGAGAUGCAUGA
Molecule: messenger RNA, 1248 nt
Organism: Eruca vesicaria subsp. sativa (arugula)
Lineage: Eukaryota; Viridiplantae; Streptophyta; Magnoliopsida; Brassicales; Brassicaceae
Source: the annotation of a GenBank genome assembly